This is a messenger RNA of Nothobranchius furzeri (turquoise killifish), 3184 nucleotides long. The record is from RefSeq and is a predicted model, not a curated record. NCBI's taxonomy places the organism in Eukaryota, Metazoa, Chordata, Actinopteri, Cyprinodontiformes, Nothobranchiidae.
AACAUUCAAGAUUUGCCGGUGAUAACCCAGCAGCGUAGCUUGAUAAAGCCUGACACAACGCCAUUCUCUGUUGCCAAGCUGCGCGCGCAUUCUCGCUGACGUCAUAUUGUUUACAAACAGUAAAAGGGUCUAUAUGUUUUUAUCUAAAUGAAGUUCAUGUUCUUGUUCCUUUUUCCCACAUCAUGUAGCCAGUAUCACUCAUGGUGUAAAUAUAAAGGUAUGGUGGUCUGUAACAUCAUGUGUCUGUGUUUCCUACAGAUGUUCCACAGCUGGUGCUGGUUAAAGAAGAAGCUCCUGAAGAACAGAGUGCUGGUGUGGACCAGCAGGACCCAGAACACCUCCACAUAAAGGAGGAACAGGAGGAGCUCUGGACCAGUCUGGAGGGAGAGCAUCUCUGUUUGAAGGAGGAGACUGAAGCUGUCGAGUUUCCUGUUACUGCUGUUUCUAUAAAGAGUGAGGAUGAUGAAGAGAAACCUCUGGUCUCACAGCUUCAUCAGCAGCAAAUAGAAGACAGAGAUGUUCCAACCAGCAGCUCAGCUGACCAGAUGGCAGCAGAAACUGGUGGAGGAGCAGGAACUAGCAGGAACCCAGAUCUGAACCCUCAUGAACAAACAUCUGAUUCUUCAGAGACUGAAGUUAGUGGAGAUGAUGAUGAUGAUGAUGAUGGUGUGAAUCUGGACUCUGAGCUGUCAGACUCUGGGUCUGAAACUGGAGAUGAAGAUGAUGACUGGAAUGAGAGCAGGUCUUCUGAGUCAGAUGUUUUAAGGAAGAGAGAAGAGACGGAUGAGAAACCUCUGCUCUUACAUUUCCACAACCAUCAAAUGAAAGACGGAGGUGUCCCAACCAGCAGCUUGGCUGGGCAGAUGGCAGCAAAAGUUGGUGGAGGAGCAGAAACUAGCAAGAACCUAGAUCUGGACCCUAAUGAAAAGACAUCCGAUUCUUCAGAGAUUGAAGUUAGCGGAGAAGAUGAAGAUGAUGUGAAUCUAGACUCUGAGCUUUCAGACUCUGGGCCUGAAACUGGAAACGGAGACCAUGGCUGUAAGGAGAACAAGUCUUCGGAGUCAGAUAUUAAGACCAUCAACGAAUCAUUUAGCUGCCCUGUGUGUGGUAUACGGUUCCUCCACCAGUGGUCUCUUCAGGAACAUGUGAGAGUGACAAGUCAUUUAGCAGUAAAGUCUUCCGAGUGUUCGGUUAAUACAAAAUGUGUGAUAGAGAAGCAACAUGGAGGCUCAUGUAGAAAAGUUCAGAAAGAACCUAAAUCAUUUAGUUGUGAUGACUGUGGAAAAAGAUUUAGCCUAAAGUCCAAUUUAACCCGUCAUAUGAAAGGCCACACCGGGCAGAAUUCUUUUGCCUGUGAGCUCUGUGGAUACAGAUGUACCCAAAAGGCAAAUUUAAACACACACAUUAGAGUCCACACAGGAGAGAAGCCUUUUGCCUGUGAGCUCUGUGGAUUCAGAUGUACCCAAAAGGCAAGUUUAAACACACACAUGAAAGUCCACACAGGAGAUAAGCCUUUUGCCUGUGAACUCUGUGGAUACAGAUGUACCCAAAAAUCAGAUUUAAACACACACCUGAAAGUCCACACAAGAGAGAAGCCCUUUGUUUGUGAGCUCUGUGGAUACAGAUGUACCAAAAAGGCAAGUUUAAACACACACAUUAGAGUCCACACAGGAGAUAAGCCUUUUGCCUGUGAGCUCUGUGGAUACAGAUGUACCCAAAAGGCAAGUUUAAACAGACACAUGAGAGUCCACACAGGAGAUAAGCCUUUUGCCUGUGAGCUCUGUGGAUACAGAUGUACCCAAAAGGCAAGUUUAAUCAGACACAUGAAAGUCCACACAGGAGAUAAGCCUUUUGCCUGUGAGCUGUGUGGAUACAGAUGUACCCAUAAGGCAAAUUUAAACACACACAUUAGAGUCCACACAGGAGAGAAGCCUUUUGCCUGUGAGCUCUGUGGAUACAGAUGUACCCAUAAGUCAAGUUUAAACAAACACAUGAGAGUCCACACAGGAGAGAAGCCUUUUGCCUGUGAGCUCUGUGGAUACAGAUGCACCCAUAAGGCAAAUUUAAACACACACAUGAGAGUCCACACAGGAGCGAAGCCUUUUGCCUGUGAGCUCUGUGGAUACAGAUGUACCCAAAAAUCAGAUUUAAACACACACAUGAAAGUCCACACAGGAGAGAAGCCCUUUGUGAGCUCUGUGAAUACAGAUGUACCAAAAAGGCAAGUUUAAACACACACAUUAGAGUCCACACAGGAGAUAAGCCUUUGCCUGUGAGCUCUGUGGAUACAGAUGUACCAAAAAGGCAAGUUUAAACACACACAUGAAAGUCCACACAGGAGAUUAGCCCUUGCCUGUGAGCUGCGUGGACAAAGAUUUAGCCGAAAGACAAAUUUAAAGAGACAUACGAGCAUCCCCAAAAGGCUCGAGGGAUUUAUUUAACAACAGUACUUCCAAAUGUACUUAUUAGACUAUUUAGUUUUUUUUUACAACCUUAAUGUUAGUCUUGUACCUCUGCUCAACUAUCGUUGAUCAAGUCUGUACUCGGCCCUUGAACCACCUCUUCUUUUAAUUUUCUUUUUCCAAAUCUCCUUUGUUUUUUAAACUCAGACCUUACCAAACAUUUGAGAUGUUCAUUCAUGAAUUCUGAAUACAAAAAAAAUUACUUAAAGAUUAAGAAAAAACUGUUAUACCCUCCUGUAUUUAAGAAACAGACAAGAUAACAGACACAUGAUGGUUGUAGUACAUAACCCACUGCAAUUUACAGCUGUUGGAUACCGGUGGCGUCUGCUUUAAACAAUUUAUCUGUAUUUAAAGUAAUAGCAUACAAUGUUGUAAUAACUGCAGCUUAAAAAUAACGUGUCUUCAUUCAUUUGGAGCCCCUAGGAAGAAAUCCCACCUUAAAGGCUAUGGAGAGACAGCUGGGACUGUUGUCAAGAAGUCAUAAAUUACAAGGCGGCUCUGUGGAGACUCCAUUCUCCUACAAUAGCAUUUUGCUAUUCUAAGCAGGCUUAGGAAUGUGCCUGUACCAGAGUUUUUAGAGAUGCUUUUGCAGAGUUAUAAGCAGUGGACAGAUGCCGGAAAGACAGAACCACUUUUGGGCUGCAUGGUUCUCCACCGGUGUACCGAUGCUUGUAUUAACAUGGACUAGAUUGUAAUAAACCGGUUAUCAUUUUUAACUCAAA